AUGCAGAGCCCAAACCCCAAUAUUUACGAAGGCGAUUAUUUAGAGCUCGACUACCGAACCCCAUCGCUCCCCGUGUUCGAUAGCCCAAGCCGAAGCCUUACUGGGCCUAGUCAAGCGCUGGGAGAGAUCACCGAAGAAGACUUAACUCUAGCUCCCAGCGCGUAUUGGGAUCGAUUCCUUAGCGCAGAACUCGCGAAGAUGGUUGCAUCCAAAGUGCCUAGCCCAGAGUAUAAGCCAGUUGAGACCACAAUCGUCGUAUCCGUCGACAAGCGUAGCGAACGAAACCUACGGAAGCAAUUCCCGGGGUUAAAUCAAGUAACACAGCUUGCAAAUACCGGCGGGCGGCAGAGCCGUCGCGGGGCCACGGGCAGGCAAUUUGCUGCCCGAGACCGGCUUCUCGCCGAGCAGGAAGAUACUUCUGGUAGUCGUCCGGUGUGGAACGAUGUUUACGAAGUCUUCCAUUAUACUGGUGUUCCGUGUGUCAAUGCAGGCUUUUAUUGUUGGCGCGAUCUAGUUAGUAAGAAGCACUUUAAGCUCGACUCGGGUCUUCUAAACAAGCUUGUCGACUACGCCGAAGAAGGCGGGUUGCUAAGAAACCAUGACCAUGUGCCUGAAACAAUCCGCGAGCGGAUCUUCAGACAGGACCAGGAAAACCUGGAAUACAAGCAGCUGAAACUGUUUCUUGUCCAGGAUCUCAUGGUGAGGCUCAGCAGAACCAUCCGAUUGGGGCCCAUGUCACCGCCGGAGGUAGUAGGGUAG
Fusarium redolens is the source of this 759-nucleotide messenger RNA. RefSeq lists its product as uncharacterized. The coding region runs from base 1 to 759 and encodes 252 amino acids. Lineage: Eukaryota; Fungi; Ascomycota; Sordariomycetes; Hypocreales; Nectriaceae. The record is from RefSeq and is a predicted model, not a curated record. The transcript has 4 exons.